Messenger RNA from Lodderomyces orthopsilosis Co 90-125, 4125 nucleotides. RefSeq lists its product as uncharacterized. NCBI's taxonomy places the organism in Eukaryota, Fungi, Ascomycota, Pichiomycetes, Serinales, Debaryomycetaceae. Gene Ontology annotation, molecular function: protein binding. The transcript has a single exon. The record is from RefSeq and is a predicted model, not a curated record. The coding region runs from base 1 to 4125 and encodes 1374 amino acids.
AUGGUUAACCAGCAAAUAAACCCAUAUGAGUCGCCGACUUUCGGAAAAUCUUUACUGCUAAGGGUAGAUGGUGCAAUUGGAGCAAUGUCGCUAUCUCCGAAUGGCAGAGACGCUGUAUUGGCGGGCCGACGAGGCUUGUUUGUAAUUGACAUGGAUGAUCCAUUCACCCCUCCACGCUGGCUACACCAUAUAACUUCAUGGGAGGUUGCCGACGUCCAAUGGUCACCACAUGCUACAGUCAAACCAUCAUGGUGUGUGUCAACAUCGAAUCAGAAAGCGCUCUUAUGGGACUUGAAUCGACCGUCUAACAAUGCUAUAGAAAACAUUCUACAUUCACAUUCUAGGGCGAUUUCAGACAUUAAUUUUCAUCCAUUUGAUCCAGAAAUGCUAGCUACUUGUUCUAUUGACACAUUUGUGCUUUGUUGGGAUAUGCGAACGCCGAGGAAACCGGUUGCUAAAUGGGCCGACUGGAGAGCAGGUGCAAUACAAGUUAAAUGGAACCACGAAAAUCCCUAUGAAAUUGCCCUGACUCAUGAUAACUCGCUUUAUAUUUGGGAUACUAGAAAAGGUGCACUCCCUAUAUUCAAGGUUGCAAAGGCUCACCAGGGUAAGAUAAACGGUCUUGACUUUAGUCAAGGAUUGAAAAAUAUCAUAACAUGCUCCAAUGAUCGCACAAUAAAGUUUUGGGAUUUAGAAAGUGAAGAUGCGAAGAAUGCAAUAGCCAAUUUUGAUUAUUUUGAUAGUGGAUCCGGAAAUGAUAUAAGCCCUAGUGUGGUUGUUGAAGCAGACUUUGCAAUCGCUCGUGCACGUGCUUUACCUUUUGGUUCUGAUAAAGCAUGUGGUGUCAUGCCUUUAAGAGGUGGAAAUGAUGCAAUACACAUCAUAAACUAUGAAGAAGCUCAUCAACAAUACUUGAUCACCGGUGAAACACAACAAUAUAAAGGAUCCUCCGCAUACGCCUUUGUUGGCCACCAUGGGCCAUUUAAAGACUUCCUAUGGAGAACAAGACAUGAAAAUUAUAAUGGGUUUGAUUCAAAAAAUAAUUGGAAGGAAUACCAAUUGGUUACUUGGUCCAAUCUGGAUGUUGAUUUGAAGUUGUGGCCCAGUGAUGAAAAGUUUUAUCGGCUGGUUAAUUAUGACCCCACCUUUUUCAAUGUAUUCAAAAACGAUCUGGAGUCUGAUCUCUCAAUGACAGGGAAAUCUGAGAAACAAGUGGCCUACAACUAUGAGACCUAUUGUCAAGAACCGGAAGUGACAAUUGAUGAUUUGGCGAAAACGAAUGGAGGUGAUUUGUUGUCUGCAUUGACAUCAUAUCAGAUAUCGGAAAAGCAUAGACAAUUAGGACUUGAAUUCAACCAGCUUGACCAUUUAAACUGGAUUUCUGGAGUCCGUAUGGGUCGUGGAGACCGAAAAGAUAGCUCCAUAUAUGGUGAUGGUGAGAGCCCCUCAAACUUGGGUGAAGAGGUUAGUAUAGUGGGGCACAAAUUCCCAUUUAUCAGGUUUGAAAAGAUUUCAGUGUCGACGGGUGACUUGGUCAUUAGUCUUAAAGGGCCAGUUCCCGUACUCACUUCAAAACCACCUAAUCAUCGGCGAUCAGUGGACUCUGUGGAAAAUAGUCGGUUAGCACUCACAGCUGCAAACUCCACAAAAGACAAAAGUAUUAUAAGCGAAGAUGGGAGAGAUCCAGAAAUCAAGAGCCAAGUUGAAGAUAGUUUGCUAGAUACCCACCUCGAGGAGCUGACUGAUAAUACGCCUGAUCAAAAGUUGGUAUUUAUUCGACUUGCGCUCAGCUUUCCUCAGUCAUAUCCAUACCUUGAGCAGUUUGAGUUUCACAAUAGUUUGCUGAAACGAAAAGUCCACAGAUUGCAGAAACAAAAUUCCAUAGAAUUCAACAUAGAAGAAACUCACGAACUUCAUAAAGACAUGAGGCAUGAGAUGGAAAAUCAUUUGGGAGAAAUUGCCCGUUUUUAUACAAAUAAGUACCAACAGUUCUGUCUUGAGCCAUGCUUGCGAUACUUAAUGGGAGAGAAGGUUGAUCUUGAUGACGAGGCAAUGGCAGAGACCCGAGGAGAAAACAUUGAUGAAGAUACUUCAUUUCUCCCAGAGGUUGGAGAUGAAGAUUGGGUGGAUGAUUUGAUAAACCAACAACCUGGCUUCCACGGGUACUCAUCAGGUGAGGAUGCAGAGUACGACGACUUGAUUCCCGCUGCCAGUGCCAAUACAUCAAUCCAUAGAGCACAGUCACCAAGUAAUAUCAAUGUUGAAUCAGGUGGUAUCAAAGGACAAGGAUUUGACUCUACGCCAAUUCCAAAAGGAUGUGGUGCUGUUUGGGCGCCAAAUGGACAGUUAGUUUGUUUUUUUAUACCCAAGGACAAGCCAUCCGUCGAUACUGGCAGCGGCACUCACCAAAAUCUAAAGUUGCUUGAACAUUCGGAUUUGCAUGCAAGGAGUAUGCAAAAUUCCAAAAUAUUGGAUCAUUUGUCGCGGGAACUUGAGGCCGCUGACAGGAGUGAUUCAGACUCAGAUAUGUCUGAUGGAGGCUACUCCGAAACUUCAUCCUCGGAUGAUUACUUCGAAGAAGAUUUGGAAGAGAUUUUGAAGCAUGACACAUCAUCCCGAAGCAGAGUUCCUGGAUUAAUACGCUCCAAUUUGGGGUUAGGUAGUCGGUUUAUAUCCAAUGAGGGAAGGCACAAGUCGUCGUUGAAAAAAUUCACCAGUCAUGGAGAAAGUUUAUCUAACUACAAGUCAUCGAUAAAGGAUGAGAGAAAAAAGAGCAAACCAGACACCAAUGGUGAAGUCAAAAAUGUGGUGGUAAUUAUCGAUUUCAGCCAGUUGCUACCUAAUAGAAUAGAUUUAGCUAGGGAGUAUAAGCUUGUUGGUGACAAACCUGAGAUUCUUGCCGGGUAUAACUCAAGAGUUGCUGCAAAAUACUGUCUUGACGAAAUAGCUCAAGUUUGGAAAAUAUUGGAGAUUAUCUUGAGCAACAAUAUCAAGAACAAUAAUGAGUUUUCUCACAUAUCAAAGUACGUGGAUACUGCAUCAAACUCAAAAGGCAAGUCGAGGGGAGUGUUAUCAAUAUGGGGAACCCAUCCGUUUGGCUAUACUUGGCUUAUUAAAGAGAUUUUCAGUUACUUUGUCGAGAGACAAAAUACUCAAAUGCUUGCAACAAUGUCUUGCGUACUACAUAGAACACCGUACACAAUGCAUCAUGUUGAUCCAAAAGGAGAAUGCGAGAGUGCACUUGAAUCAAGAAUUGACCAAUUCUCGAGUCAUCAAAGUCUGCAUAUUGACUCAGUCAAACAUCUAGACCAUAAUUUUGAACCACAAAGACCCUUACACACACGAACGAAUUCCAGGAACAUUGAUUAUCCUCAUUCAGUUUCAUCGUCAUUUGAAAAUUAUAGCUCACGCGCUGAUACGAUGGAUCGGGUUGGCUACGGGAGGAAAAUGGGCCACUCUUUUUCCGCCUUUAAUUCAAAGAAUGGUUCGCAAAACUCACUCGCAGAACCGCAAUUGGCUUACCGAUCAUCUACACCUAAACUGACAUCGUAUAUUCUGGUUGGUAAACUGAGGCCUGCCAAGGGAGCUAUUGCUGAAUUGAAACACCAACCACCACCAACAGUCGCAAUUGAGAUGCAAAAUGUAGAAGAGUUGGAUUUAUUCGAGGAUUCUCACUCUUCUCUACUCCCUGACUUUCUAGAUGAGGACCAGAUGAAGAUGUACCGGCUACAAUAUGCAGAAACUUUGUACGAGUGGGAUCUUCCUGUGCAUCGAAUAGAGGUGCUCAAGUUCAAUUACAAUGGCACUGAACAUGAUCACAACUACAAAACUCAUGAGUGUAAAGUCGGUUUCAGAAAAAGAAGGAAACAAUUGCCUAGCCAAAUAUUCAUCAAUACUGUGACUUCAAUUGAAACAAAACACCCAAACGCGUGGAAUACAAACAAACGUCUGAUGUUAAAAUACUGUAUUUAUUGUGGAUUAUUAGUCACUAAAAACUUUACACUAUGUGGAAACUGUGAACACAUCCUACAUACCAAAUGUGCUCAGGAAUGGUGGUCUGGUGGCAACAAAGAAUGUGCUAGUGGUUGUGGAUGUAACUGUUUGGAGGAGUCAAUUUACCAUUAA